Molecule: messenger RNA, 1915 nt
Organism: Diaporthe batatas
Lineage: Eukaryota; Fungi; Ascomycota; Sordariomycetes; Diaporthales; Diaporthaceae
Exons: 2
Coding region: 111-875 (254 amino acids)
Source: RefSeq, a predicted model, not a curated record
AGACCACCUCACCACCCAGCUUUGGAGCCGUCCUCACCCGUCCCAUUCAUCUCUCCCCGCGUACAGGGCAGCAUUGACAUCCCCCCUUGGUCGUCUAGCACAUCCAUACCAUGUCAGCUCCAGCAACAGCAGGCCCAAAUGCAGACGGGCCGCCCCAGUAUGAUGCGGUCGUCGACGUGUGCGAGCCCACCAUUCUCAUACUCGCCGGGCAGUCCAUCCAUGCUGAAUCAGCUGACUCGGCGCCGCUCUACCAGCUUAACAGGGGUAUCGCAACCCUGACCCAUACAAGCCACAACGUCGAGUUACAGCGUGUCCAGUACAGCGUCAAGACGACGCCGGGCGGAGAGCCGGCCGUGAAACCUCGCGACAGGCACAUCUACAACCUCAGGCACGAGCACAAGGUCCCUGGCGGGUAUGACUCGUGGCCCUCGGAGUCGCCAAACUUCUACAUCGAGCCUGUGUCCAGCACCACCAAGGAGGCGGGGACCCUGGGGCUCAAGAGGUCGCGGUUCCCGGGGCGGAAACACUGGACGGUGCUGCGGGUUGACAAGUCCGGGAAGCACAGCAAGAAAGAUCUCGGCCUCCCGACCUUUUACAGGAAUACGAAACCGGUGUUUGAGAUCGACCACAAGAAGGGAGGCUAUGAGUGGACGGACGGGGAGGGCAAGGCCGUGGCUAUCGAGGACGAGGGGGAGGACACACACCGGCUGAUAGUCACGGCGUCGUUGCCACGCAAGACCUUGGAUGCGCUGGUGGCUAUGUGGUGCUGUCGCAUGUGGCAGUAUUCAGCAGACAACACGGAAAGCGUCUACCCUACCAUGCAAAACACAGUAAAGAGAAAGCUGAACCUUCAGAGAGAUUUUAUGAACAAUUAAUUAAUCAAGCCCGCCGCCAACCCGCGAAGCCCUCCCACGUCUUCCGCGGCACAUGGGCCGUUGUGCAAAACAACGUGCUCAGGCACCAGGCCAUCCUUAGCCGGGAUGGUGAGAAUCACCGUCUCAGUGGCACCCGGGAAUUGACUUCGAUGGCCUUGGGCGCUCACCGCAGCGGUAUCGGCAGCAAACGUGACCCCGAACUCGCCGCCGACCGCAUAAGCGCUAGUACUAUUGUCGGUCGGCAACGUGACGUAAGCCAGUCCCGAGAGGAAGAUGACCCAUCUGAAGGAUUUCAGUCUCGCGCAUAGUCUCGGUCCAGAGCAAAGGAAUGUUCAUCAUGGUUUGGGGUGAGGGGAUCGUGGGUCUUACUGGUUGAAAGGCGCGGUGUGGAGCCCGCCGUCAAAGGCGGCGGGUAUGACAGUGAAUGAGGCAUUUCCUACAUCUCCUAAUAGUGCCGUUGCGCUUCCGCGAAUACCCGGUGUUGCUGAGGAUGCGAAUGGACUGUCUAAUUGCCAGCACUCUAUGGUCGAUGCGUUAUUUGCCGCACCGGUGGCGGUGAUGUUCAAGCGCAGUGCCUGUGCUGCUCGCGCACCGAGGCCAAGAAUGUCGAGCAUUUGCAUAUUGGUGGUUUCUUUGUCCGACAGUUAUGUGACGAGAUGAAAGCUUGAGAGAACAUGAAUCUGGAGGCAAGGAGUCUUUUUCAACGCAUAGCGAACUUCUACAGAAUUGGCACUACAGUACCAGCCGGGAGCGUACAUCGUGACCAAUGACGGUGGCGCAUAUUAUGCAGCUUGGUACCUGGUACCUAGUCAUAGCCUGGUUAGAAUUCUGACACAAUAACACAUUUGAUGCGUCUAGCGCUAGGGCUGACCGUCACGGUGUGAGUAGCUGGCUUGGAAACACGAGAAACCAUUGGCACGUCAUCAGAUUCAAUGGUUGGUUACUGUAUGCGCAUCGUAAAGAUACCCGGCAUAUGCGAAACCACUAGUUUAAGGCUUGAGAUGGAAAAAAAGGACACGCACAUUAUUAGGGUAGCGCCG